This is a messenger RNA of Necator americanus (New World hookworm), 945 nucleotides long. RefSeq lists its product as uncharacterized. The transcript is spliced from 10 exons. Bases 1 to 945 code for a protein of 314 amino acids. NCBI's taxonomy places the organism in Eukaryota, Metazoa, Nematoda, Chromadorea, Rhabditida, Ancylostomatidae. The record is from RefSeq and is a predicted model, not a curated record.
AUGGAUUGUCCGAAUCCUGGCGCUGAGGUGGAAUUCCUUCGAUAUUGCCUACAAACGAUAAAUGCUACAGCGGUACUGAUCCCUCAAUACUUACGAUCUGAUGAAAUGAUAGAUAUGUUAGCGAAUGGAACAGCAGAUAUUACGCUUAUUCCUUUACUGCAAAAACGAGAACGAAUGGAAAAGGUGGACUUCUCAACACCGAUCGGACUUGUGUACGUUGGGUAUUAUGUGAUGGAGGCGGAAAGGAUCGAUGUUCCAGAUCGUAUCCGAAAUGUUUUCAGCGUACCUAACCGCUACGCUCAACCUCACCGCUUCGAGCGCAGACGCCUAAGGAAAUGCACCAAGCUUCAGGCACUGUCGAUUCUCAUUCUGACUAGCCUGGCUGUAGCGACUCUCCUCUACAUCUACUCAAAAUUAUUCUACAACAAUCGUAUGUCACUACUGGAAUCCAUAACGGUUACAUUCUCUGGUCUCUUGAGACAAUGUCACCUAAACCUCAAUGGUCCUAUAUGUGUAAGCAUUCUUGCAUGUAGUUGGUUGUGGUUCACAUUCGUCAUAACAGCCCAUUACGAGGCAAAAAUUCGCAGCUUGCUAAUGCUGGCACGCCACCGUGGCUCCCUGUUUACGAAUCUAGAUCAAGCAAUGGAUACAAUGGAGUACUACGGAUGGAAAAUGGUAAUUGAAAAAAGGAGCUACUCACCCUUCGAACACUGUUAUCCUAUUCAAUGUGAAAGAUUGAGAAGACUUCAGAAAAGAUCUUUGAUAAAAGAGCAUGAUGGCUCUGACUUGCUGUCAGUGGUGUCAAAGGAUCACUUUGCCUUCAGUGCUCUGCCUAAGGACAUGGCUCCACAUCCAAGGUCUAUAAUCGACGAUAGGAGACACGUGUUGUUUGUACGAGACGAUUACAUCAUGCCCAUAUAUUUGGCGUAUGCUCUCCGAAAGUAA